Messenger RNA from Haliotis rufescens (red abalone), 2561 nucleotides. Its product is annotated as basic immunoglobulin-like variable motif-containing protein. Gene Ontology annotation, molecular function: single-stranded DNA binding; DNA endonuclease activity. The transcript has 9 exons. Gene Ontology annotation, biological process: nucleotide-excision repair. Lineage: Eukaryota; Metazoa; Mollusca; Gastropoda; Lepetellida; Haliotidae. The record is from RefSeq and is a predicted model, not a curated record. The coding region runs from base 270 to 2120 and encodes 616 amino acids. Gene Ontology annotation, cellular component: nucleus.
GCGAGUUAGUUGGACCCACCGGGCACUUGUAAACAGAAGCCCCAGGGUAUCGUGUUACAGUGUUGCUGGUGUGUGUUGUGGCUUGACAGGAGAUUGGUCGGACACAUGUCCCCCACACAUCUGGUCCAGCAUCUGGUGCCUCUUUGUUGCCUCUGGCCAGACCAUCAGGAACCACCUCGGUGGGAUAAACUGCACUCACUCCUCACUUAGGAAACAUUCAAGAUUUGGAUACAACUGGGCCGGUUGUUGCUGUGUGAAGAUAUGACAUCAUGGGGAACUGGACAUCUAAGCCGUACAUCAUCGAUGAGUAUGACUCGGAUGACUUCGAGGAUGACGAAGCAGUAGCCAGUCAGAGAGGCGAUAAGGCCGAUGACCUGGGGUCAGCUCCGAAUGGUGUGAGUGGUCAGCCCAGUGGGGACGUGGUCAGCAGUCUGGUGAAGGAGGUGGAGGAGCUCCUGGGCCAUCUCGCCAACCAGGACUACCAGGCCGCUCACGAGGCGGCCAUCUUGUUGCAGGGCCUAAAAGCAGGUUCCUCGGAAGAAUUGGGAACAACCAAUGUGGAUUCUUCUAAAAAAUCUGUUGCUCCCAAAAGUGGAAUACCCAAAUCUGGCAAAAGUCGGCUGAAAAAGCCGAAGCCCAUUUCAAGCAGUGCCCUUGACAAAAGUGAGGUAGAAUCACCUUCAACUAAGGGAAAUAACUCUGAGGACACUGCAGAUCAUGACUCACAGGUUGAAUUAAAGAAUGAGAAAAAUAAGUCACUCACGAACACUGAACCAGAAGUUGAUUAUAUACCCGAGGAUGACUUAGUAUUCGAUGAAAAUAACUUGGCAGGGAAUUUACCGCCGUCUUUGCAAUAUUCCGGAGAAUUGAUGAACAAGGAGGAAAUUCUUGCUCAAAGUGUGACGGAACUCAAACGACAAAGUUUGUCGAAAUCUUUGUCAAGUUGCCCAAGUGACCCAACAGGUUCUCAAAGCAAGGGAGACAACUGUGACACUAUGAAUGGGGAUAACAGAUGUGUGUUGGAGAGCGGUGCCAGGACGCCCGACGGCAUGAAAGACUUGGUGUGGGAGAUUGAUGUGUCCAGUAUGACGGGGAGGAAGAAGCCGACCAAAAAACAAUCAGGUAUCCCAAGUCUGAGGACGCCAAGUGUCAAACAGGAAAAGGAGGACGUUACCGAGCCGUACACGCCACCAAAGGUCACGGCCACGUAUGAGGACAUCGCACAGAGAAAGGUCCUGGACCUGAAGCGAUGGUGCUGCAUCAGUCGUCCCCAGUACAGCAGGUCCUGCGGAGUCUCAUCCCUCAUCUCCUGCUGGAACUACCUGUUCAGUACCUUGGGACAGGGCAGCCUUCCCCCCAUCACACAGGAAGAGGCUCUCGUCAUCCUGGGAUUCCAGCCCCCCUUCAACGAGAUCCGGUUCGGCCCCUUCACGGGGAAUGUUGCACUCAUGAGAUGGUUCCGCCAGUUAAAUGACCAUUUCAAGAUCAAAGGGCGCUGUUACUACAUGUACAAACCCAACGGAAAGCAUCGUACCUCUGGCAUCACAUCCGAUGAUGCCCUACAAACGCUGAAGAUGGGCCUGAAGGAUCCCAACACAGCCUACAUCUACCACUGUCAGAACCACUACUUCUGUCCUGUUGGCUAUGACGACACGCCACUGCGAGCAGACGAGGCCUACAGCGGCCCCUUGCCCCAGGAAGAGGUCAACACGUGGAUACUGAUUGGCGACCCCAGCGCCAGCCAUCCCAGCAUGCACUGCAAAAGGUGGUCUGACAUUUCUACUGAUCUAAACAACCAGUCACCCGACUUCCUGGAUAUCCGUCGUCUGUACCGCGGGCAGCAGAAGAGUAAGACGAAGAAGGUUGGUAGAAACCUUCACUGCAUCAUAACAUUUCAGAAGAGUCACCAGCUUCCUUCGCGACGGACCGGGAUUCCCCGUGUGUCCGGACUUCCUGUGCGGCGGAACGGAAGUGGAAGUAGUCCGGUGGCCGGUGCGGGUGACGCUCGCACGUCCCCACUUGCAGGCUACGACUUGAAGAACGGAAGACUGGAUGAAGAUGACCUCAACUUUGAUGAGGACACUGACGACAGCUUUGAGGACGAUGUCAACUCGGAUUGAUCCUGCUGACUGAACACUACAAAUGUUUGGCGAUUUAAGAAAUAAAAAACGAGUGGGAGUUGUUUAUCGUACAAUCAAACACUGCAGGGAUAUGAGAUAUAAAAAUUAUGUACAACUUCUUUAUGGAUGUUUGUAUUUAAAUAAUGAUGAGUCCCUGAAAAGAAUCCGACCUCGGCAAAGUCAGACAAGUCCAUUUUAUGUACAGGGUUUGGUCUUUCACACAUAUUCUCAAUAUUUUCACAUCAAUUAUCUGUACCUUUUCUCCCACGACUGAUUGUCAUAUCUCUCUCACUUUUGGAAGCGAUCGUUCGAGGUUGUGAGGCCAUGUUCGAAUCUCCAGAAAUGACAUCAUGAUAGAACAAUGUUUUAUCGUGAAAUAAACCACUCUCCAUUCUUCAUUGUUCUUUGCGAUUUAUCGCAUACCUAUCUUAUAUAGUAUAA